Molecule: messenger RNA, 188 nt
Organism: Racocetra persica
Lineage: Eukaryota; Fungi; Glomeromycota; Glomeromycetes; Diversisporales; Gigasporaceae
Source: the annotation of a GenBank genome assembly
UGGAGGAUGCAUAUAAAACAUUAAGAAAUGUGAGAAAAUACAGAUUUUAUGAAGAAGACAAAAAUGAAGUCACACAAACUCUAGAACAGAAAAUGCUAUUAGAGUUUAAAAAAUUAGAAAAUGCUGUUUUGAAUUUUAAUAACAGGCUAAAUUUAGAGGUUACUCAAAUACAAGAUACCUACCAAAGA